CCAAGACCUCUACAAACUCCUGAACUGACGAUGGAGACCCGAGUGAUAUACUCCGCCAUUGUUGUGGUGACUGUGGCGGUGUGCUACUACAAGGCACUGGGAUGUGGCUUCGUUUUCGAUGACGUGUCGGCCAUUGUGGAGAAUAAGGACCUCAGACCAAGGACUCCAAUAGCAAACCUAUUCUGGAAUGACUUCUGGGGGACGCCUAUGAGAAUGGAGAAGAGUCACAAGUCGUACAGACCUCUGUGUGUUCUAACGUUCCGGAUGAACUACGCAGUCAGUGAACUGGAACCAAUGUCUUACCAUCUAGUCAAUGUUGUCCUCCAUGCCAUUGUGUGUUUGUUGUUUAUGAAAGUAUGUAACAUGUUUUUGAGAGAGUUGACCAGUUUUAUAGCAGCACUGUUGUUUGCCGUUCAUCCCAUCCACACUGAAGCAGUUACUGGAGUGGUUGGGCGAGCUGAGGCAUUGUCUUCCAUAUUCUUUUUGGCAGCAUUAAUCACAUAUUCCAACUGUACCUCAUAUCAUGGCAAAAUUAAAUGGCCUCCCUUGAUAGGAACUGUGGUACUGGUUACCAUAGCGAUGCUUUGUAAAGAACAAGGAAUCACGGUUAUUGGAGUGUGUUGUGUUUAUGAAAUAUUUGUGGCUCAAAGAGCAUCAUUCCAAGAGCUGUUAGCCAUUCUGGGAAGUUUUAUUAGAGGGAAGCCACAUAUUCCUUCCUGGUUGAAGAACUCCAUUGUACGUGCCAUAUUUUUAGUUGGGACGACUGUCUUCUUACUGUUGGCCAGAAUUAAAGUUAUGGGGGCUCAGCUUCCUGUGUUCACCAGAUAUGAUAACCCAGCUUCCAUGGAGAACACUCCAAUAAGACAGUUGACUUAUAAUUAUCUGCUGCCAAUCAAUGCUUGGCUCCUCCUCUUCCCCUCAGGACUGUGUUGUGAUUGGACGAUGGGAACAAUCCCAGUGAUCAGUUCUAUACUGGACCCCAGGAAUAUUAUAACUCUGGGAUUUUAUGCUGUGUUAGGGAAAUUUAUAUUUUUUAUGCUUCAGGGACAAGAUAAGAGAAACAGAGCCAUUAUCAUGAGUUUUUCCCUGAUGAUCCUCCCAUUUAUCCCCGCUUCUAACCUGUUUUUCCCCGUGGGGUUUGUGGUAGCUGAGAGGAUCCUGUACACCCCCAGUAUGGGCUUCACGAUGUUAGUGGCUCUAGGGUUCCAGAUUCUAAUGGACAACAAACAGAAUCUAAAGCCAUUACUGUGGGCUAUGUUGGGGAUGCUUCUUUUGACUCACAGUCUGAAAACCUUUGUACGGAACGGAGAAUGGGAAUCUGAAUACAGCAUUUUUAGAUCAGCAUUAAAAGUCAAUACCAAAAAUGCCAAACUAUUUAACAAUGUGGGUCAUGCAUUAGAGAAGUAUGAGAAAUAUUCUGAAGCUCUGGAGUACUUCGAGAAGGCUGUCAGUGUUCAACAUGACGACAUUGGAGCCCACAUAAAUGUAGGGAGAACAUACAACAACAUGAACAUGUCAAAGAAAGCCGAGGCUGCCUACAAGAAAGCUCUCAGUUACUUCCCUCAAGUACAGCCCGGCAAAAGUUACCAGGCUCGUAUUGCUCCGAAUCACCUGAACGUUUAUCUCAACCUGGCAUCCCUUGUCAGCAAAGAUCCCACCAGGCUGUUGGAGGCGGAUAAGUACCUGAAGACGGCAGUUAGUAUGAGACCAGAUUACAUUCAGGGAUACAUAAACAGAGGGGACAUUCUGGUUAAACUGGGACAAAAAGAAGAAGCAUUAGAAGUUUAUAAGGUGGCCCUGAAAUAUGAACCUGACAAUGCAGAUGUUCACUACAAUAUAGGAGUGGUUUUACUGGAGCUGGGACGACCAGAAGAGGCCAGAAAGAGUUUUGAAACGGCUCUUAUUCAUGAACCAGAUCAUGAGCAAUCGCUCUACAACUCUGCGAUAAUGAUUCAAGAGUCUGGGGAACAGAGACAGUGGCCAGAGGCCAUUAGAAGACUUUCAAAACUAGUAAAGAAGGAUCCUAAAGAACCCAAGUACUAUUUUACCCUGGGAAUGAUCCAUAUGGACAUGAAAGAUUACCUGGAGGCCGAGAAGGACUUCAAAAACUGCAUCAAGUUUGACCCAUUCUUCAGGAGUGCCUUAUUUAACCUGGCCCUGAUGUUAAACAACAACUUAAACCGCCCUCUAGAUGCUAUUCCAUACCUGGAAACUCUCAUUGAGGUAAGUACAUUCAUUCAUUACCCAGAACAUACCAAAGCCUUACUACUGAUGGGAGACAUUAAUGUGAAUGCCCUCAAAAAGCUUGACGAGGCUGAAAAGAACUUUGCCCGCGUGGUACAGCUGGAACCAAAAAAUGUCCAGGCCCACCACAAUCUGUGUGUGGUGCACGUGGAGCGCGGCGACCUGAUCCGUGCAGAGAAAUGUCUGACAGCGGUCCACAAUAUGGCGCCCACGGAACAGUACAUAAUUAAUCACCUCAACAUUGUCAGGACCAAAUUAAAUGAACUGAUUAAAAAAAGACAAGAGGAAAUGAAGAAUCAAAAACAAAGUCAACCUUCAAAAAAUAAACCUUAGUAUGUAUACAGUCCCUUAGGAAGAUGAAUGGUUUCUUUGUUUAGGUGGGGUUUUUUUGUAUUUUGUUAUUGACUCACAUGCAUGGCAGAAGUAAAUUGUAUUUUAGAAAUCUGAGUUCUAUUGAUGUGAAAAUUUUCAGAGUGCUUAGUUUAUAAUUCAAAGAAGACCAUGUACAGUAUUAGAUAUAUUGUUUGUGAAGAUUGCAUCAAUUUAUUUUAUGCAGGUGCACAGUAACGUGACUUAAUU
Molecule: messenger RNA, 2823 nt
Organism: Saccostrea echinata
Lineage: Eukaryota; Metazoa; Mollusca; Bivalvia; Ostreida; Ostreidae
Product: protein O-mannosyl-transferase TMTC3-like
Exons: 19
Coding region: 31-2577 (848 amino acids)
Biological process (GO): protein O-linked glycosylation via mannose
Cellular component (GO): endoplasmic reticulum
Molecular function (GO): protein binding; mannosyltransferase activity
Source: RefSeq, a predicted model, not a curated record